Molecule: messenger RNA, 919 nt
Organism: Cuculus canorus (common cuckoo)
Lineage: Eukaryota; Metazoa; Chordata; Aves; Cuculiformes; Cuculidae
Product: scale keratin
Exons: 2
Coding region: 44-559 (171 amino acids)
Cellular component (GO): intermediate filament
Molecular function (GO): structural constituent of cytoskeleton
Source: RefSeq, a predicted model, not a curated record
CUCAUUCUUCUCAGCGCGUUGGAUUGACCUCCACCCCUGCAAGAUGUCUUGCUAUGACCUGUGCUCCACCUCUGCCUGCGGCGUCCUCCGCCCCCAGCCUCUCGCUGACAGCUGCAAUGAGCCGUGUGUCCGUCAGUGCCCGGACUCCACCGCUGUGAUCCAGCCACCCCCAGUCGUCGUCACCCUCCCUGGCCCCAUCCUCAGCUCCUUCCCCCAGAAUGCAGUUGUGGGAUCUGCUGGAGCUCCCGUCCUUGGAGCUUCUGGGGCCUCACUUGGCUACGGGGGCUACGGCUCCCUGGGCUAUGGGGGUCUCAGUGGCUAUGGGGGUUCCUCCCUGGGCUAUGGGGGUGUGUAUGGCUUUGGGGGCUCCUCCCUGGGCUAUGGGGGUCUCAAUGGCUUUGGGGGCUCCUCCCUGGGCUAUGGGGGUCUGUGUGGCUAUGGGGGCUCCCUGGGUUACAGGGGUCUGUAUGGCUAUGGUGGAUCCUAUGGUUCUGGCUAUUGCAGCCCUUACUCCUACCGCUACAACAGGUACAGGCGUGGCAGCUGUGGACCCUGCUAAGUGCUGCAGGAAUAUCCCUUGACUAAAGAAUGAUGGGCAAAUACAUGAAACCUUGAUCCUCAGCUGAGCUCUGGAGUAAGAGGCAGAGCAUCAAAGACUUUCGCUUAAUACACAGGAGUCAGAAGAACUCCAUAAAUUAUACUUCUCAUUUCCUUUUUCAUUUGUUUCACCUCCUCUUCCUUGCCCCUGUGGGUGGCCAGAUGCACAACUCUGUUGUCAUCCCAGAGGACAUUUGCUUCUCCCUGAAAUUGCCACCUUCUGUGAGAAGCCUGAAGAAGAGCUCUCUUGAAGCCCACAGGGACAACCUGCCUGCAGUGUCUUUCCCCAGUGGCUGCUUUCCUGCCCUAAAAUAAAACAAUC